GAUUUUUCACUACAUACAUACAUCCCUCACUCAAUCGAGGGCAGCAGUCUUUGGUGUUAGAGACCCCAGUGAAGACGCACAUUUAAAUCCAACUCCAGAAUGCAGCUGAUUCUCGUUGCGACCUUGCUGGGCCUGGCAUUUGGCAGCUGCACUGCCUCCAUAAGUGGACCGUUUAUCUUCUGGGGUCACUCCAGGGUAUCUGGUCUCCAGUCGCAGGCCUUGGUGGAUUCGCACAGCAGGGAACUCCCGCUGACGCAACUCUUCACGGAGGCCAAGGCCAUUGUGGUCUUUGUGCGGAACUCAACCGGUCGACUGGAGGGCACCAAGUAUCCCCUGUUCCAAAAUCUCGUCAAGAGUGCAGCCUGGACGUAUCUGCCGCAAAGGAGUCUCGCAGCGGAGCCCUUCGGUCUUAAUGCCAACAUUGAGGUGGUGAGCCUUUCGGGACACGGAGAAGAGGAUGACGCAGAGAUCCUGACGGCCUACAACGAAGCCUUGAACAACUACGGCCGUGGCGAAGUGCUGGGCAUCCUGGCCAGCCGCGAGGAGGAGGCCCACUUCCUGGCCAAGCGAGAGGCUUCUCCUGCUGGCACGGAGGAGGAGGAGAAGGCCAAGGCAGCCGAGGGUCCGGAGGAGACCGAGGCCAGUUUCAUCUACGUGGCCGAGGGGAACAAGGCGGUGCUGAGUCUCAAUGGACCCCUAGAACUCCGGCUGACCAACGACACCCUGAAGCUGGAGGAGCACAUCAAGCAGAUCACCUUCGACGAUCAGCGAACGAAGGGCUAUGGUCGACUGAGCAUCACCUUUAUGCCUUCGGGGGAGAAGUGCACGCUGCGUUUUAAGUUCUCCCUGAUCCAGGGAUCCUGGACGUUGCGCAAUGUGGAGGUGGAGUACCGGGAUCUGAAGAGUGUGCUGGUGGCCCGGGGUGAUGAGUACACCCUGCCCUCGGCUCCACUGGGAUUCUCGUACCGCUGCUCGGCGGAGAACGUGAAUUUCCUGAAUCCCGCCCGGAAUGAGACGAUCCAGAGCCUGAUCCUGAGUGAUUUCCAGGUGCAGCCGUGGCUCAAUGGACGUCAGGAGUAUGGCGAGGUCUACGACUGCGUGGGCUUCGUUACGGCCCCAAUCCUAGCUGGACUUUUCGUGGUGACCCUGCUCCUGGGCAUCCUGGGACUGGGAAUCUCCGCCAUGCUCAGCAUGCACACGCCCAAUCGAUUUGAGAGUUCGCGCAGCAAGCAGUUGACCUUCACCAUACAGGAGUAGAUCAUCCAUUGAUUAUCUAAUCUCUAAUGACGAAACAGUUCCGGGGGAGCCAUGUUUAUCCAGAUCACCUAUGUGGCUUUCAAACCGCUGGCCUUGUUCACCCUGGCCAUCGAGCUCUUCCUCAUCCAUCUGCUAUUCGUGCUGAUCGUGCUUUACGUGUAUGUGCUAUGGUAUUACUGACAUCAAGCCCCAAAUCGAUAUGAACAAUUUGAAAUAUAUAUCUGCAAAAAAUAACCAAA
Molecule: messenger RNA, 1496 nt
Organism: Drosophila gunungcola (fruit fly)
Lineage: Eukaryota; Metazoa; Arthropoda; Insecta; Diptera; Drosophilidae
Exons: 2
Coding region: 100-1257 (385 amino acids)
Cellular component (GO): proton-transporting V-type ATPase complex
Source: RefSeq, a predicted model, not a curated record